AUGGACCUCUUUGAGGCUGAGAGCCCCACUGACCACACACCUGUGUAUAUAUUUUCGGUGUCUCUGCUCCUUUGGUGUUCAAAGGUCAUCGCAGAUUCUUCCAUUGGCUCUGGAAUGUGGUUGUGCCAACCAGCGCCAAAGUGUGGAGACCAGAUCUACAACCCUUGGGAGCAGUGUUGUGAUAACGACACCAUCCUACCUCUGAACAGAACUCGGCAGUGUGGUCCUAACUGCACCUUCUGGCCCUGCUUUGAGCUAUGCUGCCCGGAGUCUUUUGGCCACCAUGGAGCAUUGACUGUGAAGUUAAAGGUUCUAGGAGUGAAGUCGCAGUGCAUUUCUUCCCCUAUCUCCCGCGUCUGUAGCAGGUAA
Elephantulus edwardii (Cape elephant shrew) is the source of this 369-nucleotide messenger RNA. RefSeq names its product insulin growth factor-like family member 3-like. NCBI's taxonomy places the organism in Eukaryota, Metazoa, Chordata, Mammalia, Macroscelidea, Macroscelididae. The transcript is spliced from 3 exons. Gene Ontology annotation, molecular function: signaling receptor binding. The coding region runs from base 1 to 369 and encodes 122 amino acids. The record is from RefSeq and is a predicted model, not a curated record.